AUCAUUUUUGCUGAUGUGGAAAGAGGGCCUGAUGAUCUCGUGGUAACAUUCCUUCGGUCUCGUUUUUAUGAUCGCCUUCCUUGGGGCGAGUUCAAGGAACUCGGAAGCUCAGCGACACUUGCAGUGGUUAAAGCUGGCUGGAACUGUUUCAGUCUGGAUCAGCUGGCUGAAUCGAUACGCGAAGGGCGAUUUAAGGACUCAGAUCUAAAUAAGGCUCGGAAGAGGGCAAAGGACAAACGGAAGAACAACUUCAGUCGGAGCCCUUCUGAUCCAAUCAUGCUUAUCUUCUCCCUUGACUUCAUUCCCUCCAAUAUGUCUAGCCUCCAGAGGCAAUUCAAUACACAGAAAGAGGUUCUUCGGCAAUCAACGAUCAAGUAUUUGUGUCCAGAAUGUCUGCGAGGUUUCCCACGACCAGACACUCUAUACAGACAUUUCCAAGAUGUUAAAGAUGAGGCCCACAAAGGGCUAAGUUUGAGAAAGGAUGACUACAACCAAUUCUACUCGUGCUAUCAAAAGUGCCUCAGAGCUUCGAUCCCAUCGAAAUGUCUGCCCAAGCCGCCACAUUGUUUUGAGUUGCAGUAUGUCAUCGAACACUAUGGCAAGGAUUUAGAUAACGGUGCCAGUACAACAUCCAACCAUGGUAUGUGGGUGGAAACCAGGCCCGGCGGCGACAUACAGGUAGUAACACUAUUAGUCUGA
Aspergillus japonicus CBS 114.51 is the source of this 699-nucleotide messenger RNA. RefSeq lists its product as uncharacterized. The annotation marks the transcript as partial. The transcript has 2 exons. The record is from RefSeq and is a predicted model, not a curated record. NCBI's taxonomy places the organism in Eukaryota, Fungi, Ascomycota, Eurotiomycetes, Eurotiales, Aspergillaceae.